AAUAUUGAAUAAGUUUCUUGAUGACAUAUCAUAUACACAGUUUUCGGAAAAUAGUGCCAAUAAUCAAUUCUAUCAUGAAGUUUUAAAAUGGACAUGUAUUUUUGGUAGUUUAAAGUGCAAAGAACAUGUUAUUACAAUAUUCGAAUUGCAAUCUUGGGAUCCUGCACAGUACAAACUGUUGCCAAGUUGGCAGAAGUGGAUAUAUUGCCAAAGACUAAUGUUAGAGACUGUCAUUUAUGAAACGUCUGCUGUGUGGCAAGAUAUAGUCAAGAUAUACCAGAAACAAGAGAAACUAGAACAACUUUUCGAAUUCUUACCUUGCUCUAAACACUAUCAGGAGCGGUUGGUCUUUCUCUCGUUUCUUGAUCGUAACUCUUUACUAAUACCUGAAAGUAGUUUAAAUGCAGACAAUGGUGAUGUUUACAAAACAAUUGUAAAUGAAAAGAAAAGUGUUACUGUUACUUUACUUUUUAAUANUUUUGCUAUGCAUUCAAAAAUUAUGUCAGCGCUUGAUGAUAUACUAAUUGGACUAGGAAAUGGAAUAGGAAGAGACGUGAACAUACUAGCAAUAAUAAAUUGUAUUAUAAACAACAUAUAUUCAGCCGACGGUUUGACAAGGAUUGCUAACGAACUAUUUUUAAAGAAAGUGCUGCAUAUGCAUCACAUGAUAAAUGAAUCAUUUGUUCUCGAUGCCAUUAACAAAAAAGUUGAAAUUCGACGUGAGUUUUUGAUUAAAAUGGAAACUACGCUUUAUUGUGAGCCACAGUAUAGUUUUAAUUACAAACGCUACUACGUAGUGUCGCCCGCUGGCUGUAAAUAAGUUUUCUUUUUAUAAUAAACCACUGUAUGUAUUUCUUUUUUUUUAUUACAGUUUAUAGUUUGUAACCAAAAUCUUUUAGAUAAAAAUGUCUACUGAUUUGUCGUGUCCAAAUCUUGUGUGUUUUUUUAAGUAAGAUUUAUUUUACGAUAACAAAAUCGACUUAUUAAUUAUAGCUAAAAU
Pseudomyrmex gracilis is the source of this 1000-nucleotide messenger RNA. RefSeq lists its product as uncharacterized. The record is from RefSeq and is a predicted model, not a curated record. The transcript is spliced from 5 exons. NCBI's taxonomy places the organism in Eukaryota, Metazoa, Arthropoda, Insecta, Hymenoptera, Formicidae. The coding region runs from base 218 to 820 and encodes 200 amino acids.